Messenger RNA from Lentinula edodes (shiitake mushroom), 1362 nucleotides. RefSeq lists its product as uncharacterized. Lineage: Eukaryota; Fungi; Basidiomycota; Agaricomycetes; Agaricales; Omphalotaceae. The record is from RefSeq and is a predicted model, not a curated record. The coding region runs from base 1 to 1362 and encodes 453 amino acids. The transcript has 5 exons.
AUGUCGACGACCGCGAUUGCAGAGAGAAUAGGUCUCAACGCGGCCACUAGCCUUCACGCACGGAUUCAAGGAAUACUUGCGCUAUUCUCCUUACCUGGUUUAUUAUCUUCCGUGCGGUCCGCAAAGGUUCUUGACUGGUUACCCCGAGGCGCUCGUAUAUCUCGUUCCCUUCAAUUCACCUUCAAGGCUUUUAUCUUUCUUGUCUUGAUAUUGAAUGUACGAGCUCUACCAGGAGGAUGGCACUGGCGGUUGUUCUGGCCUGUGACCAAGGUUCGACUGCAGUACAUGAUUGCUCGGACGCAGAGCUCUUGGGCUUUGAUAGGGGCGAGCGGGAAAAAAAAGAAGGAAGGUAUGGAAAUGAGGAUGGAGAAGUGGUUAGAAUCUAUAACUCCUGUCGGUGCUCACCCUUUCGAGUUUGAAACCCGGUAUAGAUCGUGGGUCACCUUGGAUGAGAGCGACUUCAACAUGCACAUGAGCAAUUCAUCUUAUCCUAAGGUUCUUGACUGCGCUCGAAUGAAGGCUGCCAUGGAGCUAUUUCCUCAGUUCCUUCGCGUUGGAGGUAUCAUUCCACUCGCUGCCACACACUUCCAUUUUAUCAAGGAACUCCCAGUCUUUGCAAAGUACGAACUUCGACUUACUAUUGGAGCAUGGGAUGAAAAAUGGUUCUACGUUGUUGGUCGUUUUGUGACGAAGAAUAAGUCUCGUAGAGGGAAGACUUUGGGUAAGGGCUCUCCACGCGCAACGGCAGAAGGUGGAACUCCGGCUAUGACAACGUUAUUCCAUGCUCCAAUCGUUGAAAACUCGGAGACUAUAUCUAACACUCCUCUUCCCGCUUCGCAACCUGGAAUGAACGGGAUUUCCUCCAUAACUGCGGCUAACCAAGCACGGAAGUUUGAUGCAGCUGUGGCAUCUCGCCUCGCAUCCGAUCUUAAUGGUAUCGAGGAAGGCUAUACUUUGCACACUGUCUGUGUCUCCCGCUGCUGUUUCAAGCUAGGACGAAUUACCGUCCCACCAGCGGUGCUGAUGGCUACAAAUGGUGUGUCAGUACACCCCUGGGAACUUUCGAACUCGGAGGCUGCGAAUCCGUCUGUACAGCGAUAUUCGCCUAGCAAUCCGCCUCCAACUUGGACGUCUGAAUCACAAGCACUGUUCUCCAAGUCAAAAGGCGGCAGCCCGAGAAAGCUUCGAGAAUUUUACAAGGGCCAAUGGCGUGAAAUUCAGGCUGCUGGAGAUGUCAAUACAGAUCCGUGGUGGGAACGAGCUGUUGGUGUUGGAGGGAUCAUUGAGGAAAGAAGAAAAGAAAGAUUAGAUGUUUGUCGAAAAUUAGUUGGUGGGUUGGAUGGUGUUAGAGAGAUCUGUUAG